Molecule: messenger RNA, 1227 nt
Organism: Thelazia callipaeda (thelaziosis nematode)
Lineage: Eukaryota; Metazoa; Nematoda; Chromadorea; Rhabditida; Thelaziidae
Source: the annotation of a GenBank genome assembly
AUGGAGGAUGAAGCCGAAAGUGAUAAGGGGCCAACGAAACGAAAAUGGAAUUUAGAACAACUUCGAGCAGGUGAUACUUUCUUAUCCAUGCAGGCUGCCACUAAUAAGUAUGACUCCCAGAAAGGCAUGACAGCUCCCGGUAUGCCUCGCUGGAAUAUCAUCAAGGAUAAACAUCUUGGCUUUAUAAAUCCCGAUCGAAAAAGUGAGGAAUAUUUGAGUGCCCAAUACGGUAGCAAUCAAUAUGCAUCGCAAAAAGGAUUGACACCAAUAGGUUCAUCACGAGGACAAGUACCAAAAAUAGAGUAUAAAAAGGACUGGACAUCGAUUCUUGACAAAGAAGGUGAAAAGUUAAUGCCUAAACAAUCUGGUGAUUAUGGUAUGGCUACUCAAUCUGGCGAACGUUCGAUGGGCUCUCACCGCAACCAAGUACCAAAUAUACGAGGACGUUUACCACGUGAUAGACGAACUCAUGGUGUAUUAUGCUACCAAUAUGGUACUAAUAUAUUUGCCUCUCAGCAGGGCAUGAAUGCACCACCAGGAAUUGGAGCUGUUAGACAAGCUACUUUAGAAAUAGAAGGACUUGGAUUUACAGAAGAUGCCUUGCGCAAAGGAACAGCAUAUACGCCUUGGUAUUCGGGUCAGAAUAAAUUUGCUAAUCAAUCUGGCACUGGGGGAUUCCUGAAAGUUCGCGAUGUAUUACCAAAUGCAAAAGGUGGUAAAGAAAUAGAUCAAACAUUGAAAAUAAAAUCAGAAGGUAUUGUGCCUCUUCAAGCAGGAACUAAUAAACUUGCAUCUCAGAAAGGUAUGACUGGUUUUGGGACACCAAGAAAUGUACUACUCAAGCAAGGAUGGAAGAAAGAAUGGAUUGAGGAAUACGAGCAGGCUUUGCAAGAAUUUGAAGAAAUUCGACCACCUGGCUCUGCAUCUAACCUGGAUCCAUUAGGUCAUUACAAGCAGAAAUUUGAAGAAAAACAAGAAAAGGAAAGUGUAGCAGUAGAGAAGAACGAUUAUGAUCAUAGCACUGCGCCAGAUAGUAGCAGUGAAACCAAGAAGGAAGAAGUAGAAGAAAUAAACACUAAGCUAGAAACGGAAGAUGAAAAAAUUAGCGAAAAAGAAGACAAGCAAGAAGAUUUAAAUGAAGACGAAGAAGAUUUAGAAGAGGAAGAAGGUGAUGAAGAAGUUGAUGAGGAAGUGGAAGAGGAAGAGGAAGAAGUGGACGAAGAGUGA